Molecule: messenger RNA, 1398 nt
Organism: Cydia strobilella
Lineage: Eukaryota; Metazoa; Arthropoda; Insecta; Lepidoptera; Tortricidae
Gene: Arl2
Product: ADP-ribosylation factor-like protein 2
Exons: 4
Coding region: 98-652 (184 amino acids)
Biological process (GO): protein folding
Cellular component (GO): microtubule cytoskeleton; cytoplasm
Molecular function (GO): GTP binding; GTPase activity
Source: RefSeq, a predicted model, not a curated record
AGUAACAAACAGCUGACAAACAAACGUGUUGUGAAUCACGAAAUGAAACGAUAAAAUUCAAUUAUAAUCGCAGUUUAUUCAGAAAACUUGUAGUAAAAUGGGUUUCCUUACAAUAUUGAAGAAGCUUCGACAGAAGGAGAAAGAAAUGCGAAUACUCAUGUUAGGACUGGACAACGCGGGUAAGACGACGAUCCUGAAGCGGUUCAACGGGGAGCCGAUCGACACGAUCUCGCCGACGCUGGGGUUCAACAUCAAAACGCUGGAGCACCGCGGGUACAAGCUCAACAUCUGGGAUGUCGGCGGGCAGAAGUCGCUCAGAUCGUACUGGAAGAACUACUUUGAGAGCACAGAUGGCGUGGCCUGGGUAGUUGACAGCGCUGACACGAGGCGCCUGGACGGCUGCGCGAAGGAGCUACGUACGCUGCUACAGGAGGAACGUCUUGCUGGAGCAACUUUACUGGUGCUGGCAAAUAAAGCAGACCUGCCGGGAGCUCUCACUUUGCAGGAGAUCAGAGAGGCCCUAGACCUGGACAGUAUCAAGUCCCACCACUGGCGGAUCGUGCGCUGCUCCGCCGUCACCGGCGAGAACCUUCUCGAAGGCAUAGAUUGGAUGCUGGAUGACAUUGCCUCGAGGAUAUUCUCACUAGACUAGAUUAUAUAUCAUACUCUAGAUUUUACUAAUCGAAUAAUUCCAAUUGAUGUUUAUCGAGGUUUCAGAAUGAAAAUUCGAAAGUUUAUCUAAGCCAAUAAGAACCCUAUUUGAUUGAAAUAAGGUCUAAAUUAUGUAAAAAUUUCUGCAAUAAAAUAGAAGUCGAAAAUUUGAUAUAUCGGAUUAGCCAUUAUUGGCUACUGAUAUAUUUUGUACUGUAAAAUGUAAAGGUAGGAAAAGUUACCGCUUCACGCAAAAAAAAACAUUACGCAUAACUUUAAAAAGCUACAAAACCCUGUUAAAAGUAGCUUUCGAUAGCUCUUACCACUCUCAGAGAGCUCAUUAGUUGUCCUAUUAAGGAUUUGCCACACUGGAUUACAGUAAUAACAUAUACUAAUCUAUGACACUGGAUGCGUUCUGCGGGCAGCAGUCAAGUCAAACCCGCAUUAUGUAUGAACAACAUUAACAACAACCUUUGAAGUUGAAGUUUGACCUGACCGCUGCCCGCAGAAUGCAUCCAGUGUGGCAAAUCCUUUAUUCUUAUACCUUGAUAAGAAGGGUAAGAAGGCACGCGAAUUGGUAAAGGGUUCAGUCUUCAGCAUUACGGACUAGUUCCUGAUUAUGCACAUAAUAUAUUGCUAUAGGUUUCACGUGUAUGUAUUGGUAAAAGGAAUGCAGCAUAACAAUGAACUCCUAGACUAUUAUAUUUUAAUAUGCUCCUCGGACAUUGUCCAAUGUUAGGUACUUAU